Lathyrus oleraceus (garden pea) is the source of this 1614-nucleotide messenger RNA. RefSeq names its product protein EARLY-RESPONSIVE TO DEHYDRATION 7, chloroplastic. The transcript is spliced from 4 exons. Gene Ontology annotation, cellular component: plasma membrane. The annotation marks the transcript as partial. Lineage: Eukaryota; Viridiplantae; Streptophyta; Magnoliopsida; Fabales; Fabaceae. The record is from RefSeq and is a predicted model, not a curated record.
CAUCUCUCAACCUCCACAGUUACUACACGUACUCUCCACCGCCACGUCUUCUUUUCUUCCACAUGUCGGUUUUGUUCCAUCUUUAUAAAUACAAAUAAAUCUCCUCAAUAUCUUAUACUAACUAUUAUACAUAUUCUCAUAAUCACAUUCGUUCUCUUCCUCACUUCAAAAAACACAACUACUAUGUCUCAAAAAACAUCAUUCUACCCUCAAGUUGAAUCCACCAAUCCAGACGCAAAUUCUCCCUUCUCCCAUUCAUCUUCCUCUUCAUCCAUGUAUCCAUCAAUCACCACUGAUAAUCUCUCACCAGAAUAUCCAAAACCUGCACAACAACAACAACAACAACAACCAUCAGAACAUGUUCUCGUCACUGUCCCCGACGUGAUUCUCCAUCUCAUAGAAAAAGAUUCAAGCGUCCACUUAGCUUCCGGCGACUUAACCAUAGUAAGCCUUAAAGAAGGAAACAACGUAGCAGCAGUUAUCGCUCGCAUCGGCGAUCAAAUCCAAUGGCCAUUAGCCAAAGACGUUUCAACUGUGAAACUCGACGAGGACCAUUACUUUUUCACACUUAAGGUUCCACAGAGUAAUAGUAAAGAAGAUAUUGAGUCUGAAGUGUUGAACUAUGGAAUGACGGUUGCAACAAAAGGGCAAGAGAAAGGUUUGGUUUUGAAGGAACUUGAUAAGGUUCUUGAAAAGUAUAGUUUUCUUUCUGUGGAGAAGGUGAAGGGUGUGAAAGGGUGGGAGGUUUUGGAGAAAAAGGAAGUUUUGGAGGAAAGUUCUGCGGCUGCUUACUGGACAACGUUGGCACCAAACGUGGAGGAUUACAAUGGAAGAUUUGCAAGAUGGAUUGCGGCAGGAUCAGGACAAAUGAUCAGAGGGAUUCUGUUUUGUGGAGAUGUUACUGUGGAGAGACUGAAAUGGGGGAAUGAUUUCAUGAAGAAGAGGUUGCAACCUGGUUCUUCUCAAUCACAAAUUAGUCCACAUGCCAUGGCGAGCAUGAAAAGGGUUAAGAAGUUGACAAAGAUGUCAGAGAAAGUGGCUCUUGGUGUUCUCUCUGGUGUUGUUAAGGUGUCUGGAUUCUUUACUAGUUCAGUGGUGAACUCGAAACCGGGGAAGAAGUUAUUCAGUCUUCUUCCUGGAGAAAUUGUACUUGCUACCCUUGAUGGAUUCAAUAAGGUGUGUGAUGCUGCAGAAGUAGCUGGAAGGAAUGUUAUGUCUACUUCAUCAGUUGUGACCACUGGACUAGUUUCACAUAAAUAUGGAGAACAAGCAGGCGAGGUUACAAAUGAAGGGUUUGGCGCUGCAGGGCAUGCAAUUGGUACAGCUUUGGCUGUGUUCAAACUAAGGAAGGCACUCAACCCCAAGAGUGUGAUCAAACCAACAACAAUGGCUAAAGCUGCUGCACAAGCAAGUUCUACUCAACUGAAGGCUAAAAAAUAAGAACUCAAUCAUGGCAACAAGAGAAUGAGAAUCAACUAAGGAAAAAUGGAUUGUAUUUUUUUUACAUUUCUACUAGUCCAAAAUAUAGGUUCUUCAACAUGUUUUAGAUAAGGUUGCUUAUCAGUUUUGUUUUUAUCUGAUGUAAAAUAUAUAAACUGCAUUAAUAUUUUUCCA